AUGAGCAUGAUCGACGAGACCCUACCCACAACGGAUAACGAAUUCAUUCACUUCGAUCACUCGGCUGGGGAUUAUGCGGAUUAUUGGCUUGCCGACUGGGUCAAUCUCAUCUCUUCAGUCGAAAGCUCUAUUCAUUCGCCUGCACAAGCUACAUCUACCAGCGCACAGAGCCCCAGAGCAAGGAAUUCGAGUAAGAUGUGCAACCCCGCGACACGAUUUCGACGGACCAGCUCAACCUCAACCACACGAGAUACACCCUCCGAGCCCAAAGUAUCGGCAAUACCAGAGGAACAGAUAGCCCCGCGUACAUCGAGACGAAUGUCAGGCGAGAUGUCUCGGCCUGAAGCUACUGCGCGGGCUGCUCUCCAGCAGAGUCAGGCUGGGAAUAACCAUACGGGCAGCGAGGAUAUGAGUAACAUCCACCCUAAACUUCGGGGCCAAACGACAACUACCUCUCGUGGCUCGAAACCGAUUCCGGAAACUAGAUUCGAGGGCAGAGAAUCCAUACAGCAUGAAGCAAAGCCUCUAGCAAACCUCGCAAUUUCUAGGACAGGCACUAACCGUGUUCAUACGUGGCAGACCUCCCUACCAGAGCCCUCCGGACGCAGUUCCGAGCCCUCAAUACAGUUACCACUACAACCUCACGAGUCUGAAAUCUCGACGGACAAUACUGAAGGAGGAAUAAGGGAGCAGGCUUCGACGUCGUGUCCCUCCAACGCUCCUCUAACUGCAACAUUUCAUGACAGAGAUACUGGUUCUGCAGGCUCAGUUUACUCAGCAAGUUCCUCUUGGCCUAAGAAAUGUAUAUUGGAGGAUGAUAAGUUAGCAAGCCAGUUGAUGGAGCGUGUCGACAGAGUACUCGCAAACAUCGACCGCAACCCCGACCUACAUAAAGAUAUAGUCGACAAGCUAUAUUUUGAAGCUAGAUGGCGUUUAAAGAAGCCCGUUAGCUCAAUACUAGAUGCCCACUCAUCAUCGUCACUUCUGCCCUCGAAGGCAUCCGAGAGUCGUACUUCGGUGUCUCGAAGCUCAGCUCCAAAAGCUCCAAAAGCUGCAGAAGAGUUCCCAUGCCAUCUCUGCUUGGAGGGUCCCUUCGAAUUUCGCAAGUGGAUAAGGCACUAUGAUAUACACUUUCCUCCCUUCUUCUGGCACUGUGGCACAUGCAAGUUUACUGCGAAUCAACGAGAUGGUUUUAUCCAGCAUUGUAGGGGAAAGAAGCACCGGACAAAUAUUGAGGGAAGUCCAGAACUCAGUGAGCAGCUGAACAGAAACAAGUUUUGGAUUCUUGACGGGGGUCAUGAGCGGUGCAUCUACUGCGAUAAAGAAUUCAAAGGCUUGAGCCACAGUGAGAGGAAGACCCAUAUCAUCAUGCAUCUGAGGGAGGACACUGCCGAAUCUUUAUCUCGAGCGUUCAAUCAUCGCUGCAAAAAUCUCAGAUGUGGGGAAAAAGAUUACCACUGGAGACGAAGCAAGUAUGUGACCCGAAUACUCGGUGAUGCAGACGAUGAUACCCUUGGGACUAGCCGGGACGGCGAGAGCGAGGGGGGUGAUGGGAAUGAUUCAACUGGAACGAUCGAAGAUGAGGACGAGCUGGAGGGCGAUGACUCCACCUCUGAGGACCAAGGACGAAUGGGAGGAGGGGGUGAAGGGAGGGGAGGUGGGAGGGGAGGCAUGAGAGGAAGUAGAGAGACGAGGAUUUUCUGGACGAGCCAAUCAAGGCAGCGAACUUGGCCUACAUACCAGUCUGCAGUCUUUGCACAUAUCCCCAGACGACUCCAUGGUCAACGCUUAUCUGAACGACGAUACGGGGUACGCGGUUGA
Molecule: messenger RNA, 1821 nt
Organism: Hyaloscypha bicolor E
Lineage: Eukaryota; Fungi; Ascomycota; Leotiomycetes; Helotiales; Hyaloscyphaceae
Exons: 4
Coding region: 1-1821 (606 amino acids)
Source: RefSeq, a predicted model, not a curated record